Molecule: messenger RNA, 7807 nt
Organism: Galleria mellonella (greater wax moth)
Lineage: Eukaryota; Metazoa; Arthropoda; Insecta; Lepidoptera; Pyralidae
Gene: cas
Biological process (GO): positive regulation of transcription by RNA polymerase II; regulation of neuron differentiation
Cellular component (GO): nucleus
Molecular function (GO): DNA-binding transcription factor activity, RNA polymerase II-specific; RNA polymerase II transcription regulatory region sequence-specific DNA binding
Source: RefSeq, a predicted model, not a curated record
AGCGGCUGCAACGUGCGGUCGCUUUCGAGCAAAGAUUCACUGUAAAUAGAGCUUAGUACAAAAGACUUUUUGGCCACAAACUGUGUUUUUGUUUAAAACUGACAGUGUUUUUUAUUUGCUGUGUGUGAAAAGUGACAUUGGAUUUAUUGGUGAUAAACAUUUGUGACGCUGUGUUGCUAUCAUCACAAAAGCUGAAGUUGUUUUCAAGUUUGGAUGUCAUAGAUUAAGAUGUUACUACACUUGGCUGAUCUCGAAGACUGAUUAAAAUGUUUAAGAAGACUACAAGGAAAUGAUCGAUUAAUGAAUAUCCCCAGGACGGACUCGUUACAAGUCCUCGUGGGAGUACAAACAGUGCGAUGACUACUGCGAUGGCAGCUCACCAGGACUCUAUACAUGAGAGACUACAACCGGCGCCCGAAGAACCCCUCUACCUUCACCAUGGCACGGCAUCUUGGCCUGAACCAUCCGACCACCAAGAGGAACAUAGCACAGAUAUGUCCCCAUACUACAAUAUGCCUAAACGGAACAAGAGAAAGAAUUUUAAGCCAAGAUGUGCACCUAAUGCUACCGCGUACUCUGACGACUCAAACGGUGAAAACUGUGAUGAGUCAGCUAGUCCAAUUAACGGUAAUGAUAGAACAUCGCCAGAACAAAGAGUUGACGAUGAGAAAGAAGAGGAAUAUUCUAAAAUCGGAGUAAAGAACUUUAGUCUUCUCAAAGGAGGUGCUGUUGAUCUCAGUAGAAGGUUAAGCAUCGAUUCCAAUGAGAAUAUAGAUACAAAUUACCAAAAUAGGUUACCUGAUGAAAAGAAGGUCGAUUCCUUUCAGCGUUCUUAUAUACAUAGUUUACAAAUCAAUCAAGAAGCUGAGAGAGAUCAAACUGUAUUAAAUUUUAGUAGUCUACAAAAUAAAACGUUCUGUGCCAAAAACCCUUUUGCUAUAUCACAAUUAAUUAAGACUAAUUCGCCCCCAAGAAGAAGGGAGUCUGAAUCUGAUGAGGAUAAAGGUCAGGAUAUAAAUGCUAAUGAUAGACUGGAAAACCAAGAGCCUAUGGAUGUUAGUGAAACGCAACAAAAUGGUGAUACAUCAAAUGCGACGAACAGAAUCUUACGGGACUAUGCCAUGAAUACAAUGAAGGAAUUAUUGGGAAUAUAUGGGUUAUCUUCGAAUGAAGUUGCUGAUGCCAUAAGUGGGCAGAUUAGAGUAUUGGAAGCACUUCAAGGAAAACCAUUUGCCCAACUUCCUUUAAGCCUAAAAAGACGACACGAAUCAAGUAUGGAAGAUGGAACAGAAAGAAGUAUCAGAAGAUCAUCAUCAGCAACAGAUGAUGAGGGUUCCACAAAUAUUACCCCACCUAAAAGUCCCGAUGAAAUGGAAGCUCAGAGACAAAGAGCUCUACAAAUUAUUAACCAGCAGUCAAUGCGGUUAUUUGGCAGAUCUCAAGCUCAAGAAGAAGAAGGCAGUGGUUCUGACGAUGGAGACCAGACCCUUGACUUGAGCGUGUCAAGAGAUACUGACGGACAGGAACAGUCAGCAACCUCGAGUGCAGGCAACAGUGUAUCAGAAUUUGAUCAGCAAAACAUGCUUAUGAGAAAAAACCUGGAGGAUUUAGCAAACUUACAAAUGCAGGGUUUCUUUCAAAAACAAUCAUCAAUGGAAGCUGAUGAUUCACAAGAGAGAAAAUUGCAGGCCAGUGGUUUAUUAUCGGCGUUGAAUCAACUGGACCAAGCUCGAAAGAAUUCGCUUCAAUCCACAGUUGACUACUCCAGAUACGUCAAGAGGUACAGUUCAACACUGGAAUGUGGCUCGUCAUAUUGCAAAGAUCUGGGCUACCGAGAGCAUUUCCAUUGCAUGGACUGCACCGCCAUGUUCUGCAAGAAGGAAGAGAUGAUCAGACACUUCAAGUGGCACAAGAAACGCGACGAGUCUCUAGCUCACGGCUUCAUGAGAUAUUCUCCACUUGAUGAUUGUUCAGAGCGAUUCAGCGAUUGUCCGCAUAACAGAAGCCAAACUCAUUACCACUGCAUACAAGAAGGCUGUGAUAAGGUUUACAUAUCAACAUCAGAUGUACAAAUGCACGCCAAUUACCACCGAAAAGACUCUGCUAUCCUCCAAGAAGGUUUCCAAAGGUUCAGAGCAACAGAAACCUGCGCUGCCCCUCACUGUGUCUUUGCUGGACAGAGGACGACUCACUUUCAUUGUCGAAGACCUGGCUGUACCUACACUUUCAAAAACAAGGCUGAUAUGGAAAAACACAAAACCUACCACAUAAAAGAUGAAGCCCUCUCGAAAGACGGCUUCAAGAAAUACAUGAAGAAUGAAGCUUGUCCAUACAGAGACUGCCGAUUCAGUAGAACAUGCAAUCACAUCCACUGCAUCCGGCCUCAUUGCAACUAUGUACUGCAUUCUAGUAGCCAGAUCUUCACUCAUAAACGAAAGCACGAAAGGAAGGAGCAGGAAAUGAGUUUUGGACUUCCAACAUCAGUGAUUCAAAGUGCUCUGAUGCAGCAAGGUGCAGACCUUAGCCUAUACUCGCCUGGAGGUAGUUUACACGUGGAAGAUGACAUGUCUAAUCCUAUGAUGGAUUCAGAUUAUGCACAUCCAUUCAAUGCAGCAUUGGUUGAAGAAGUGUCACGAAAGUACAUAGAAACAUUUAAUGGCGGCAAAGAAGCCGAGGAUAAGUGCAGCAAAUGUAGCGCUUUCAAUAAGCACUACCAUUGCUUAGCUGAUGGAUGCAAAAUGGCUCACAGCUGCCACACAACAAUGGUUAAGCAUGUAAUGGAACACGAACAACAAAAUCAAGUGACCGAAGCAUACUUUGUGAUGUACACGCGAAGCAAUCCCUGCGGAAACUCAGCCUGUCAGCAUAUUAGGGAUAUAACGCACUAUCAUUGCACAUGGGAAAAUUGCGGUGCUGUCAUUCUCUCUUCAGAAGAGCAUCCAUUUAGACGUCUGGAACACCACCGUCAGCAUGCAAUACUCAGUCCUAUGUCACCGAACUUAGCGGCGAGAUUCGCACCGAACUUCACGCCACAACUUUCAGCUCAGUUACACCCCAACAUGGCGGCUCAGCUCGGUCAAGUGCCCAAUAUACCAAAUCUGCCGCCAAACUUGGCCCAGUUAGCCCAAAUGGCGCCAAGUCUCACAUCUCAGUUGAAUCCGAAUUUGCAAGCUCAAUUAAAUCUUGGCCCAAAUCCUAAUGUAAUUCCACAACAAGUGAACCCGUCAAGUUCCUUAGAUGAAAUGUUUAGUAGAAAACGGGGAAGGCCACCAAAGAAUAGAGUUGUUGAAGUCUGGACUGAUAAUGUCACCCCUCAGGCUAUAUUCACAUCGUUCAAAUUGCCAAAGAGCAAUCAAAUGCCGGCCGCAGUUCAAUCGCCUGUUAUAACUACGCUCGAGGAGUUUCCGCGAAUAAAAUUCCAACACUUCGAAGUUUUCACAAGCCCUGACUCUUGUACUCAGUCGUACCCCAACUGCCAGUUAAGGAUGACCAGACUUCAUUUACACUGCUUUAACUGCAGUUUCGUUGGCGAAAGUCAUAUUAUAAUGGAGACCCACAUGAGGGACUGCCACUCUGUUGCACCUUUGCUAGAAGGCUUCGACUACUACUCGUCUUAUGACCAGUGUGGCGGUAAAAGUUGCUUCAAAAACCAACUCAGAUCUCACUUCCAUUGUGCUCAAGGAAACAACUGUCCAGCAAUUUUAACACAAUACUCAGCAUUAGCUACGCAUAAGCAUGGGCGAGGCACUCCAAUUAUUAAAAGUGAGGACCAAGAAAAGUCUUUUGAGGAAGCCAAAGAUUAUUCAUUGAAAGAACGCGCCUCUGUUGAUAGCGUCUGCUCUGUGAAGGAACCAACAGAAUCAUACACACCAACAAAUUUUUCAAUUAAAAGCGAAUUUGAUAGAGACCAAGAUAAUGUUUCGGUAGUAAAAGCUACGGGAACCUUCUACCCAUCUUCUCACCUCCGGAGCAACACCUCAUCACCAUCACCUAGGAGUAUCUAUGACGCAUCACCUUCAAAGGAAAUGAAAUUACGAAUGGACUACGACAAAAAACCUUACGAACAAAAACCAUCAGGGCCAACUAUCCCACCUUCGUGCCAUGACCAAACAUGUGCACUGAAUAAGAACGCUGGAGGAAUGAAUCUGCAUUACCAUUGUCCUCAUUGUGGACAAGCUUACGUUGACUUGAAGCUUCUCUUCAGUCAUAUGGUCAAGAAACAUAGUAACACUAUGGAUUCUGGACCUGUCGGAUUAGCUGCUACUAAGGAGACUCUCGAACGAGAAUAUCCAGAGAUCUCGAUACUGCCAUCAACUGCGACAUCCACCUCAUCAUCUAGUCAAAUGCCAUCGCCCAGUCAGAGACCACCAAAUCCUGCUGAACAAGUACAAGCAGUCCAAAGUCUUCUAUUGCAACAGUAUUUAGCUGGAGGACGUAAGGGCAGUUUGCAAGAACAAUUAAAAAUGCAACAGCAAUAUACCGCAUCUUUAGCUGGCUUGCCAGGACUUGCACAAGUUGCUCUCUUCUCGCAAGGCGGUUCCCCCUUCCCUCUCUACCCAACGAUGCUGUAUCCACCCGAGUUGCUUCUAGAACAGAGUCUCCUUCAAGGACAUGGACUACCACCAGGCUUGGAUAAGGAAGCUGAAAUGCUGGCUAAGACCAGGCGUACACACACCACUCGCGGUCCUCACAUGAGGGUGCUGAAAGACGAGCCGAUCCCUGAGGGCUACUUGAGGUUCAGAUUCAACGAGGACUGCGCAUAUCAGCACUGUGGAUACAGGGAGCAUCAAACUCACUUCCAUUGCACAAGAAAAGACUGCGGAUAUUCCUUCUGUGACAAAACGAGAUUUGUGCAGCACACCGCUAGACAUGAGAGGUUAGACACACUUAUGGGAGGCGAUUUUCAGCAGUACCGCGCGAACGUAUACUGCCAACGACCCGAGUGUCCACAUGCAUCUACUUUCGGUACUGGUCAAAACAAAGCGUCUCAUUUCCACUGUUUGAAGUGCGAGUUUGUAUGCACCGACACCAAUAAAGUUGUCGCCCAUCGCCGCCAGCAUCAGAAGUUGGAUACCAUACAAGCAGCUGGCUUUGAAAAGUUCCCACCUAGUAAAGGUUGUGGCUACGAGCCUCAAUGUAUCCACAGCAAGAAGCAAACCCACUAUCAUUGCCUCCAAUGUGGUUCCGCAGUUCUCGGCUUAUCGCAAAUGACCUCGCACAAGUACAAACACCAGGAGGCCAACAUGGGCCCCUCCACUAGUGGUACGAACUGACGAGACAUGUACAUAACAAUUGUAAUCUCGUCCACAAAUGAUAUUGGACUCUCUGUAUAUAGCCUUAGAGAUAGUUUUGUAAUGUUUAUAAAGUAACACGAGUUUGACAUUCAAAAUGGACAAACCAAAGUUAAUGGGGACUUUUCCAGCGUUUGACGUAUGAUCUGAAAUAAUGUUACAUUUAUAUGAAAUUGUAACAUUUUUUGAACUUUUUUUUAUAAAAAAAAAAAUCAAAUUUUUGGUAACCCAUUCGCUACAAUCUAUUACAGACAAUAUUAUAAAAUGGAUAUAGAGUGACAUUGAAAAACUUAGAGUGACUGCCUAAAAAUAAUCUCGACAGAAUAUAAUAAAACUAUGUUUUUUGUAAAUGAAAUCAUGACUAUUUUUAUACAUGUGCCCCUCAAAAAGUGUGCCUUAAUCUAUACUGAUGAUCGAAAGUACACGCAAAAUUGAGUCAACAGUCAUACAAGACUGUACGACUCAAAAUAGUACUGCAAGACUUUAGAGUUUACGAUAUAUAAGAUUUGUACGGACGAUGUGGCAAAAAAAUGUGCCAAAAUAAAAUGUUGACUUUUGAAAUUUUAUACCCUAUUGUAAUGCAUAUAAGAUGCAAAAUCCCUUGCAAAAGAUAAUUUGUAGAAAUAUGAUUUAUUAUAUAGGUAUAAUAUUAUGAACAAACAAAAGAAUUUAACAUUGUGAAAUAAGAAAUAUAUGCAAGUGCAUGACAUUAUAUAUAAAAAAAAAAGUGUGUAUUUCCUAAAUCCCGACCAAUUGUAGGCGUUAGUUUAUAUUAAAUGUUUAUAUUUAUUACUUCCCAAUGAGAAAAGACAUUUUUACGAAUAGUAUUAUUAAUUUAGACUUCGUAAAUUAAAAAAAAAAGGCAAUAAAAAUUGGAGUGAGUACACCAUUUUGUGCCUGGAAGUUUAAACAUGACAAUAUUACACUUUGUGAUAGUUUCUGAUAGUAAUUACGUCACAACUAUCAUACAAUUUUAUUCAUACUAUAAAGUUCAUAAAUCAUCAUAAAACAAAAACUAUCAGAAAAUAUCUCAAAUAAUUAUCUACUAGGAUUACAAACAAAAAGUAUAUUUAAUGAAAAAAAUAUUUAAUAAAUUUGUCAAUUCUAUAAACAAAAAUCAUUGUAAAUAAGAAUAGAUUAUUAUAUUAUAUAUAUAAAAAAAACUGUAAGUUAAUAAAAAUAUAAUUGUUAACGGAUAUUGGUAUAAAUUAUAUUGUAUAAAAAAAAAUCUCAAUUGGACAUUAGUGUACAGGAAAUCGAGUGCUAACGUUUGUGAUUCAUGAGGUAGCCAUAAAAAUGCCAUAAAUUCAUACGUUUAUAAGUAAAUUUAAUUGUUUUUAAUCCUAAAUUCUCAUUAGCAACAGUAUUAGUCACCGUUUAUAUCCUAGAACCUUUUGCAUUCCUGUUAUAUUCCUGGCGGCCGUUGCGAAUCGUUCCAUUUAGUUAUAGAAAACGGUCGUCGACCGUUCUAGCGACCAAAAUCGUAUUGUACCCUAUUCCUAGCUUUUAUCAGUAUUCUAUAGCAUAUAAGCACUGUCCCGUUGUUCCUAUUAUGUUUUAUUAACAUUUCAACUAGUAUCAUUUCAAAAAUUAAAUAAUUCUGUGAAAAAGUAAAUCUGUUUUUUUUUUUUCUGUAUCGGUGAUAGUUGACGAAUCAUUUAUUUCACAAUUUGUUUUUAUUGUAAUUUCUUUAUAAAAACAUUGUAUACGAUAAUUAUCUAAUUAGUCUAUAAUUACUGUCUUUUAUAUGAAACUUUUCUAAAUAGCCCGUGCCAUAAAUUUAGUCACAAUACGAAGUUGAAACAACAACUUCGUUUUCUAGUAGUUGUUUUUUUCUCUCUCUUCUCUCUCUUUUUAUACUCAAAUUUGUGUAUCUCUAUGUCUACAAGUGCAAAUACUGGAUAGGUAUCGAAUCUUUUCUUAUAUGAAUCACACUAAAAUUAUGCCUAAAUGAUUUUUAAAAUAUAAGUGAUAUAAACAUAAGUAUUUUUAUAUUUUCCCAGGGAAACGUACGAUUGCAAUAAAAAUUAAAAUCUUUCAUUUAUUGGUUGUUAUACAUUCUUUGUUUUGUUAUCUAAUUUUAUGUACAACGUUUUUUUUUUUAUUUUCGAACUCUUUUAAGUUUUUCACCUUUCACAUAUCUUUCUUUUUUAUUAUGAGAAAUAAAAAAUAAUUUAAUCGCGUAUUUAUGUGUAUUUUAGCAUACGUAGCUUUAAUUUAAGAUUUUAUGAAUUAAAAAAAAAAGAUAGUAUUUUUCCCCCGAAUGUACACGUAUAAGUACUUUGUCCACGAGUAUUAUGAAUUGGAGUGUUUUCCACAUUUUUUUUUUAAUAAAAAGUAUUGUGUGUACGAUAUAAAAAAUGUAAUGUUGAUGAAUUCACUCAAAGUGCGUAGUGGUUGAAUGUAUACAAACCAUAUCUACAGUUUGUUAUGCAAAACAAUUGGUAUCAUAUAUGGAAAUAGCUUAGUAUUGUUUACCUCAUGAGUUCUAGGUAUUAAACGAAAAUAUUCAAACG